AGAAAAUGUGAAAGACAAAAAUAGCAGGAAGAAUAGCAAACUUCAUAAAAGGAGACAGUUGGCGAAUGAUGUUGUUGUAGAGGCUGAAGGCUGUAAAACUUGUCCGGUGCUUGAACCGUCAGACAAAUUGAUGGCUUCUGUUGAUGCCCGUUGUGGUGAUUCUGUUGAUCAAAGCCUCGAGGUUCAGGAAAAGGCCGAACUCGGUGAUCGCAAUCCUGCUGAUGCAGUGGGAAGAAGUGCCUAUGCUAGGGUGAAGGAGACUUUGAGGAUAUUUAAUACACAUUACCUUCACUUUGUCCAGGAAGAAGAGAAGAGGUGCAAGAAAGCUGAAGUAGAUGUAAAAAUUGUUGUUCGAGGUUCAAAAACUAAGAGUGUCCAAAAAGCGAAUGUGUCUGAAGAGGAUACCAAGCGUUCUUCCAAACGACCUGAUCUGAAGGCAAUAUCCAAGAUGAAGGAGACAGAUGCUAUUUUAUGCCAUGGAAAAAGAUUUGGUAACCUUCCAGGCAUUGAUGUUGGGUACCAAUUCUUUUCUAGAGCUGAAAUGGUUGCUAUAGGCCUCCAUAGCCAUUGGUUGUCUGGAAUUGAUUAUAUGGGACAAUCCUACAGCAAGUUGGAGGAAUAUAGAGGCUAUACAUUCCCACUUGCUGUAGCAAUUGUGUUGUCAGGACAAUAUGAAGAUGACCUUGAUAAUUCUGAGGACGUUGUAUAUACUGGUCAAGGUGGGAACAAUUUACUUGGUGAUAAGCGUCAGAUCCAGGAUCAAGUCAUGAAUCGUGGUAAUCUGGCACUUAAGAAUAAUUUGGAACAAUGUUUGCCUGUUCGAGUAAUUCGUGGACAUGAAUCUACAAGUAGUUACUGUGGAAAAGUUUACACGUAUGAUGGUUUAUACAAGGUAGUUAACUAUUGGGAUGAGAAGGGUGUUUCUGGAUUUACUGUUUUUAAAUAUCGCUUGAGGCGACUUGAAGGGCAGCCUAUGCUGACAACAAACCAGGUUUAUUUCACACGGGCUCAUGUACCUAAGUCUUUGUCAGAACAACAUGGGUUGGUAUCUUGUGACAUAAGUGGAAAGCUGGAAGAUAUUCCUAUCCCAGCUACCAAUUUGGUUGAUGAUCCACCAGUUGCGCCAGAGGGUUUUACAUAUACAAAGUCCAUACAAAUUGCGGAUACUGUGAAGCUUCCCAUAAGUGCCCCUGGUUGCAAUUGCAAAGGUACCUGUAUUGAUUCAAAGGCUUGUGCAUGUGCACAGCUUAAUGGGUCCGAUUUUCCUUAUGUUCGUCGAGAUGGUGGCAGAUUAAUUGAAGCCAAAGCUGUUGUGUUCGAGUGUGGGCCAAACUGUGGCUGUGGAUCUGGUUGUGUGAACAGAACAACUCAGCGGGAGCUUAAGUAUCGACUUGAGGUCUUCCGCACUCCAAAAAAAGGAUGGGCUGUUAGGUCUUGGGAUUCUAUUCCUUCGGGGGCACCAGUAUGUCAAUACACAGGAACACUUAAGAGAACCGAUGAUUUAGAUAACGUCUCUGAGAACAAUUUCAUUUUUGAGAUUGAUUGCUUGCAAACGAUGAAGGGGCUUGAUGGACGGGAGAGGCGAUUGGGAGAUGUAAAUAUUCCAACAUAUCACCUGGACAAAAUUGAUGACAAGAAAUCAGAAACUGUGCCUGAGUUUUGUAUAGAUGCAGGCUCUGUUGGUAAUAUUGCCAGAUUCAUCAAUCACAGUUGUGAGCCUAAUCUUUUUGUGCAGUGUGUUUUGAGCUCCCACCAUGAUAUCAAACUUGCUCGAGUGAUGCUAUUUGCUGCUGAUAACAUACCUCCUCUACAGGAGCUGACUUAUGAUUAUGGCUGCGCCAUUGACAGUGUCAUAGGUCCAGAUGGUAACAUAAAAAAGAUGCCAUGUUAUUGUGGUGCUGUGGACUGUCGAAAGCGGUUGUACUAGGUGAUUGAUUUUUAUUUCGGAGAAGAAAAUAUGUUUUUAGUUUCCUUCUCUU
Messenger RNA from Telopea speciosissima, 1979 nucleotides. RefSeq names its product histone-lysine N-methyltransferase, H3 lysine-9 specific SUVH4-like. Lineage: Eukaryota; Viridiplantae; Streptophyta; Magnoliopsida; Proteales; Proteaceae. Gene Ontology annotation, molecular function: zinc ion binding; histone methyltransferase activity; protein binding. The coding region runs from base 131 to 1927 and encodes 598 amino acids. The transcript is spliced from 17 exons. Gene Ontology annotation, cellular component: nucleus. The record is from RefSeq and is a predicted model, not a curated record.